Molecule: messenger RNA, 3259 nt
Organism: Lasiosphaeria miniovina
Lineage: Eukaryota; Fungi; Ascomycota; Sordariomycetes; Sordariales; Lasiosphaeriaceae
Product: ubiquitin carboxyl-terminal hydrolase-domain-containing protein
Exons: 5
Coding region: 271-2790 (839 amino acids)
Biological process (GO): protein deubiquitination
Cellular component (GO): cytosol; nucleus
Molecular function (GO): cysteine-type deubiquitinase activity
Source: RefSeq, a predicted model, not a curated record
CUCAAGUCGACGCUUUGCUUGGCUCUUCUGUUCGUUUUUAUCUCUACGUCGUUUUACGAUUUAUUUUUACGCCUGAUCGCACGACGCAUCUCUCUUUCGUCCUAUCUCUUCUACUCCCUCCCUUGACGUCUCCAGUGGCUUGUCCCGCAAACUGCUUUGACCUUUGGAACAUGCUUAAACCUCGCCUCGGAGACCGACCGUGCUGACUUCCGCAGCCACCACGCUAGGCCUCUCUGCUUAAUACUCUGCAUAUGCAACGUUUCGCCCGCUAUGGAGAAGAUGAAGGCAGCUUCAUUGAUGCCCAAGAAGUUCCGCAGCGUGCGCGAAAAGAAUGGCAGCCACCGUCGUAGCAAGUCCUCUGAGCCAGGUGGAAAGGCCCGACCUCUAACCGCAGAGUCAUGGCUGUCGAUUUUCAAACCCGAGUCCGUGAAGCAGGCACAGAGGGAAAAGGAAGAGGAGGAAAAAGAAGCAGCAAAGGUCGAGGAGAUUCAGAAACGGCUCGAGGAGCUCAAUUGCAACUCCAUUUCCGAAGAACUUAUCCGCUAUGCAAUAAACUCGAAAUUCGCCGGCGGUGACACGGACAAGGCCCUGGAGCUCUUGCAACUCCAACAAAAGGCAUUUGCGGGGAUCGUGCAGCCAUACAACCCAAAUGUGCAAAUGCUGGGCGCCGAAAACCGCGGGAAUGUCACCUGCUAUCUGGAUGCCUUACUCUUUGCCAUGUUUGCCAAGUUGUCGGCUUUUGAGUGCAUGUUGAAAAAUGACUCAACAGACGAGCCAAAGACGAAGCUGGCGGCUUUAAUCAGACUUUGGGUUAAUAUGCUGAGGAGCGGGAAGUUGGUCCAUACGGACAUGACGCAGCAUAUCCAGGAAUCUCUAGCCGCUUGUGGCUGGGAAGAAGCCCGGCUACUCGAACAGCAGGAUACAUCCGAGGCCUUUGCCUUUAUUACCGAGACUUUGCAGUUGCCACUUCUCACCCUACAGGUUGACCUAUUCCAUCACGGAAAACGAGAUGCAGACGACCAUAAGGUCGUCCACGAGAGACUGCUCAACCUCGCAGUCCCCCCCGAUCCCGAUGGAAAGGGUCUUAAGUUGGAGGACUGUCUGGAAGAGUACUUCAACAACCAGGUCGAUGUGCUCCGAGACAGUCCAGAAGAAAAGAAAGGUGCCGAAAAGUCGGGAAAGAGUACAAUAAAAGUAGUUGCCGAAGAGGACGAAGGAACGCCGAGCGCACAGCCUGCCGAAAUCCAGCAGGUAGGAUAUACCUGGACAACAGAGAAUCUGGUAACAGAGUCACCAGUUUCUACCAUGAUCCCAAGCAUACCGAGAGCCUUUGACUCGCCCCCGACCCUCAGACACAGGUCAACCAGCAUAAUACAGCGAAUUGUGGUUCCAGAUGGCGAACAGGUACCUCCCGGGGAAACUACGAGCUUGCUACAAAGAGCGAAACGCACAGGCUCGACGGUAGUGAAAGCUGUCACAAUACCAGCCUGGCAAUUCUUCAAGUUGAUACCUUGGCAUGCUGCUUCGAACGGAGAACCAAGCAACGACAUCGAAGUCGCGAGACAUUUCAAUCAACGACCGGUUGUUGGCAUCUGCUUGAAAAGGUACACUAUGACCGACAAGGGCGUCCCGAAGCGUCAGAACACCCUUAUCGAUAUCCCGGACAGCCUCCGACUCCCGCACUUUAUGGCUGCUGGCGAUGUCAAGGCCACUGGCGAAGUUGAGGCCGACCAGGAGUCAAACGGUCUAAGUCAGGAAUACAAACUCGUUUUGCAAUCGGUUGUCUGUCACCGUGGCGACUCGCUCCAGAGCGGCCACUACAUUGCAUUUGCUCGGGUUGCACCCAAACUCCUCACUGAUAAUCGGAGGCACGAUAGCGAUCCGCCCCCGGAUUACGAGGAAGCGCAGUGGGCGAAGUUCGAUGAUCUGGCCGUUGAGAACCGAGUGUCUUAUGUGGACGACAUCAAGGAAUCCCUCCGCGAGGAGAUGCCAUACCUACUCUUCUAUCAAAUCGUUCCUAUGGUGGACGUGACGACUGCAUCGACGGAUGGCUCUGUGGUGGAACCCCCUUCCUACAACGAAUCCGCUGUCAACCUGAUUCCUGUGCCUGGGACCCCAAUCGUGGAUAUUGUGCCGGAUAUGGUGCCGGAUGUGAUACCGGACCAACCUGAUGGUAUUUCAGGGCUCUCGGCCGGCUUCUUCGACUCCGCAACGACUUUGGUGCACAGCGGGGGACCAAGUAUUCGCUUCAGCUCCGAUCUUGAACGACCUUCGCGUCUGAGCUUUGACGACGACCCCUACUCGAUCCAUACAAGAGCUAACAGUUCGAGACGUGCUAGCGUCGCGUUCUCCGAGUCUGCUGCUGGCUCCCCGGCCGCCACCCCCGAAGUCCCGUCACCGGCCAUUACUCCCCAGGAAGAGAGCACGGCAACGAGGCUCUCACGGGCGGCAGCGAAGUUCACCAAGGCGGGGGCUAAAUCGCGUCCUUCCAGCCAGAUUGGCGACGGCCGCAUUAGCACCACAAUCUCGAAGCUCGGGUUUUCGCGGCCAAGCAAGGACACCCUUAACAGUGGCACCAGCGGAAACGAGACUUCGGAUGACCAGGCCGUGAUCGCCGAGGAGGAGGAAUUAGCCAACAAGGAGAAAGAGCAUUCCCACCAUCAUAAAAAGGACCGCGCCAAGUCAAAGAGCCGCGAAAAGGACGACAGGAAGGAAAAGGACAAGUUCAAGGACUCUGGAAAGGCCGUCAAGGAGGAAGGCGUCCCAGACCGCGAGUGUGCGGUCAUGUAACGAAAAGACUGAAUGAUGAUGUCUCUCUGUUUAGGUUAAUUGUUUUCUUGCAGUGAGUUGGUGAGCUAGCAUUACUCUAGGAGUUAGGCGGGAAACGAAAAGGGGUUCACCACGAGCUUUAUGUCCUGGGAUGGGGGACUUUUUUCUCUAUUUCAUCUGUUUUCUUUUCUUUUGAAAAACGGAGGCUUCUAGAGAAGAGAGGAAACCCCAGGGUCCUGAUGAAACAACAACCAGCAUGACGGAUGAGAUGGGUCCGGUGGGAUGGAUUGGUUUUUUGCAUGACACUUUAGUGAUACCAAAAGACCGAGUGGCAGCACAAAGUUAGCUAGCUUCUGCCUGCUAAAACUCAUCUACCAAGGGUAAAUGAGGUGCGCUGCCGGGUUGUACCUAGGAAAACCAAAUGAUACCAGCCAACCGCAAACAUGGCGAUACGAAGUAAAUCAUGCCUGAACACGUUCAACUGGCGAUA